GGAUUCUGGCGAACGGCACAGCAAGUGUAACCAGUUCUGGGCGGACGGUCAAUCCGUUGCCUCGCUCUGUUUCUCGAUUAAGAUCGAUCGAUUGGACUCGUCGUGUGAGCAAAGUCACCGGGAAGAAAACAAGCCGAGAAAAAAAGUGAUUUAGUCCGUGUGCAAAUUUUGGAUUACCCUUUUUCGCGAGGGCUUUAGAAGAACACAAUGUCAGCAGCUGUAAGGGAGCGGACGACGACGCAUACCAGCAGAAAGAUCAUGAGUCAUGGCGGUCCUAUAUCUGGCCAGAGAGACGGAGCAGCAACGGCCAGCAGCCUCGAAAACAACUUAGACGCACUUCUCGAGGAUCUGCAGACGAGUGUCUCGAGAAGUGCCACUCCUAGCCGAGACAGAGCACUCUCACCCCAAGUCGAAUAUCGCAUAGCUGCCAAUCCUACCAGAGUGAUCUCCGAGGGAGGCAGACCCAUAUCUCCAAAUCGUACAAAAGUAACUACCACCGAGAAAUUUGUGAGUACUGGUCCAACCGGCACGUCCAGCGGUAUUCCGGGAUUAGAUUUUCUAGAUGCGGAGCUGCAAAACGUCCAACCCGGUCAAAGCAAAACAAUAGCGUACAAACAGGUGUCGUAUCAAUAUAACAAGGAUUUGGAUGGGAAACCAGAUUCGUGGGUCACGUCAGAAAACAAACGGGCUCUUACUGGCGCGCCCUUGAUUGACGAUAUCCAUGAAACUACUUACGAGGAGACUAAGACUCCAACGACGUAUACAUAUCAAAGUCCAGAACCGAUUAUUAAAAAAACAGUGGUUAACAGAGAAUUGGUCUAUGGUGACAAUUCAACGUCUCGUUCGAAACAAACCUCCCCUCUGCCAGGAACUCAAAGGGAUGUUAGGGAUGUCAAAUAUAUUCACGAAACUAGCUAUCAAGCUGAUCCGCGAUCAACUCAAAGCGCAUUAACUACAGCGCACACGAGCACACCGCAAGAAUACAAAACCAUUGAAUACGUGCCGGUUCCGUCGCCAACUCCAGCGAUACCGAUCAAUCUGGCACCCGGUCCAAACACAAAGGUGACAACAACGAUCAAGACGUACACGUACGAACUGCCAGGAUCGCCGGAAUCGUAUCUACCAGGUGGCAGUGUGCCAGGAGGAAAUGUCGUUCUGCCCGGUGAUCAAACCAUCACGUACACCCUACCAGGUAGAACCAGCGGCGCCACAACUGCUACCACAGACAAGACGAUCACCUACCAAACCGUAAGUGAGAAUGUACCGGGACAUCCCGAUACACCGAUCAGAUAUAAUAGCCCGUCGAACGAUCUCGAGAAGUCCACGACCAUUCACAAGGAGGCAAAGUUUUAUCGUGAAGAGCAUCACGACGACCGUCCCGGUUGGAAGCCUUCCCACGUUUAUCGCAAUGCACCGCUGCCAACAAAUAUGGAGACCAAGACCACCGUGACCGAGAAGUAUUACCAGGUCGACGGUAAUUAUCCUAAUGGCCACGGGCCGGGCGAUCGCCCGGAUUAUCCCGGGAGCACGACCGUCAUAUACCAGAAUCAACCACCUACCGUUGAGCACACCAAGACCAUUAAACGGAUCGAGGAAUACAGAUCUGACAGACACUUGACGCCUGAUAAACCGGAUACACCAACUAGGAUGACGACGACGACCUAUUACCCGCAACAAGGUACACCCAAUACGAUUUACAAAUUUUCGAAUACUACGACGACAGUACCACCGAGCAAAAACGCGGACGAUCACGAGGUCCUCUUGCCGAAACCGUUUCCGACUGGUGUCCGGAUGUAUCCCGCUAAGCCAGCCACCAAUGGCGAAGGACCACCGGCAAAACUCGAAGACCUCAUGGCUUCGUUCUCCGACUCUGAGCGAGAAGUAUUGGAAGAUAUACAGAGGCAAGAACGCCAGAACAAAGAAUCACCGUCUAGGAAGAAAGAAGUCGAUUUUGUCCCGCAUACGCCGCCAAAGGUCAAAAGCAAAAAUGUUGCCGGCCCACCAGUCUAUUAUCCUCCUGGCUCGGCGGAAUUUACCAAGAAGGAAGAAUCUAGUGCAGCCAUGUCACAAGCUGGUGGAGGAUGGCAGAAGGCAAGUGGAAAGUAUGAAUACGAGGCUUCCAGUAAAAGCAAAACCAAAAGCAGCAAAGGAGGCGCAGUCGUCCCAGUUUGUCUGCCGUUAUGCUGCGCAUUGCCAUGCGUUAUUAUGUAAUUUAAUUUUUGCAUUAACAUAUAUUAAUUAAGCACAUGAUAUGGUCUGAAACAUGUAAUAUAAUCAGAAACAAUAUAGCCUGCAA
This is a messenger RNA of Formica exsecta, 2296 nucleotides long. RefSeq lists its product as uncharacterized. Bases 208 to 2211 code for a protein of 667 amino acids. The transcript is spliced from 11 exons. Lineage: Eukaryota; Metazoa; Arthropoda; Insecta; Hymenoptera; Formicidae. The record is from RefSeq and is a predicted model, not a curated record.